GGUAGAAGACACGUUAAGCUCCCAAACCAGUAGUGGCUUUAUAGCCUCACAAAAUCUCUCUCUUUUUUAUUUUAUUUUUGUGUUAAAAACACACUUGGAAGAAAUCACUUGGUUCAUACUUCAUACUUGAUAAUCCCAAAACUCCAUUCAUUUUCGUACCAAAACCCACCCAAUGCCAUACCCACACCUUCUCCAAUCUUCGCUUUCCCUCUCUUCCUUUCCCGCCAAUUUCCCCAAACUCCACUCUCUCCGCCUCCCAUCGCCGCCUUCUCAACUCUUCCACCUCCCUCGCCCCCGCCGCCUCCGAUCCUUUCUCCGAUUAACCUCUGCUUCCGGAGAUGUCGACGCCUUCACGGAAAACUCCGGUUACCUCUUCCAGCUUAGCGUAUUGGAAGCCGAUUCUUUGGCCGUCUACGAUAUUUCCAGAAUCACUGACAUUUUCAAACGUAGGCCGUUCAUUGUCGCUCGCCGACUGUUCCAGAUUGGUACCACUUUCGGCAAGUGGUUCGCUCUUCGCUAUGUUGAUAGCCUCAUGGAACGCUCCGAUCAAAUGUUCGAGGUUAGAGCUGCAGAACUUCGGAAAAUCUUGGUAGAACUUGGCCCGGCGUAUAUCAAAAUUGCUCAGGCAGUCUCUUCUCGAGCUGAUUUGAUUCCACCGUCGUAUUUGGAUGAGCUUUCACUGUUGCAAGAUCAAAUAUCUCCCUUCUCUACUGAAGAUGCUAUCACCAUAAUAGAGCAAGAGCUUGGCUUACAGAUAGAUGAUAUUUUUUCGGAGAUUUCACCAGAGCCUGUGGCUGCAGCAUCCCUGGGGCAGGUUUAUCAAGCUAGGCUUCGCCAAAAGGGACAGCUUGUUGCAGUCAAAGUACAACGGCCUGGAGUACAAGCUGCUAUUUCCCUAGAUAUAUUAAUAUUGCGUUACCUUGCAGGACUGAUAAAAAGAGCAGGAAAAUUCAAUACAGAUCUUCAGGCUGUUGUUGAUGAGUGGGCAUCAAGUCUUUUUCGGGAGAUGGAUUAUAGGCUAGAAGCGCAGAAUGGUGUCAAGUUUAGACAGCUGUAUGGUAAUCUGCCGGAUGUUGUGGUACCAGAAAUGUAUGUGGGACAAACUUCACGCCGAGUUCUAAUUAUGGACUGGGUGGAGGGGCAAAAGCUGUCAGGUGUGAAGGAUUUGUACUUGAUUGAGGUGGGGGUUUACUGCUCGUUUAAUCAACUUUUAGAGUAUGGUUUCUACCAUGCAGAUCCACACCCUGGAAACCUUCUUCGAACAAAUGAUGGAAAACUUGCCUAUAUAGAUUUUGGUAUGAUGGGCGAAUUUAGAGAAGAACUCCGUGAUGGCUUCAUUGAAGCUUGUUUGCACCUCGUAAACCGUGACUUUGAAGCAUUGGCUAAGGACUUCGUCACACUAGGCCUUAUUCCACCAACUGCAGACAGAGUGGCUGUAACAAAGGCUUUAACAGGUGUUUUCCAAAAUGCUGUUGCGAAAGGAGUGAGCAAUAUUAGUUUCAGCGACCUUUCAGGAAACUUAGGAGUCACUAUGUAUAAGUUCAAAUUCAGAAUUCCUUCAUACUUUUCUCUUGUCAUUCGAAGUCUUGCUGUAUUGGAGGGAAUUGCCAUCAGUUCCAAUCCUGAUUAUAAAGUUUUAGGCAGUACAUACCCCUGGAUUGCUAGAAAGGUACUAACUGACAGCUCACCCAAGCUGCAGUCAUCUUUGCGAUCGCUCCUUUAUAAGGAAGGUGUUUUUAGAAUUGAUCGAUUGGAGUCUCUUCUAUCCGAGUCACUUCGUGCCAGAGCAGGAAAGGCCUUGGUUCAGAAUCAAGAAGGUGGUGAGUCCAGGGUGGUUAUCAAGCAAGUCCUUUCCUUUAUGCUAACUGAAAAGGGUUCUUUUGUGAGAGAUAUACUUCUUCAAGAAUUGGCAAAGGGAUUAGAUGCACUUGGGCUAGCUUUAUCUUCUGCAGCAACUGCAAGGCUCCCUUUUGGUAUUACUUUUUCAAUAUCCAGAAUGACUGAUGAAGAUAAAAUUAACUUGACAACCUUGUAUCGCCUUUUGCUACUGAUGGCGAGCGUUCAAGAAACAGGCAACUCGGGGAAGGUAGUUGGAGUUGGAGUUGGCCAACAAAAGAAUCAAGAAAUAAACUUGGAGGAUGUCUCAUCAGUGUUGAAUCAACUUGCUUCUAUCGAUGAAGUUCUACCUAUCCUUUCUAUUAUUCCCGAGCUUCCACCUGAAUCACAACAGCAGUUGCUAAAUCUUCCAGUGGAUCUUUCGGGUCGGUUAAUUUCUCGGGUUGCUGCAAGGACUAUCAGAAGAGUUUUUGUAUAGAUAUACAAGUGUUUUUGUACAACUUCUUCAUUAACUUUCUAGUUUCUAUAAUACAAAACAUCAUUUCGGCUUACAGUCGAUAACCCAAUACUGUAGAUAGUCUACGUUUUCAUAUGAGCCAACUUUCUUUCCCUAUUGUUCUGCAAAUUUUUAGAGAAUUUUUGGGGAUAGUCAUUCCUAUUGGUUCAAAAUAUUAAAUCUUUUUGAGAAUAUCAGAGUUGUCUUUAUAUUAGAGCUCUGGUUCAUCAUGUUAAAUAAGUCUUGAUGAAUUGAUGUUAGAUAUAAUAAAUUAUCGAAAUAUUAAAUUAGUUGAAUUGAAUUUCCAAAGGCAUUAUUAUAAUGAGGAUUGUUAGUGUUAA
Molecule: messenger RNA, 2673 nt
Organism: Cannabis sativa
Lineage: Eukaryota; Viridiplantae; Streptophyta; Magnoliopsida; Rosales; Cannabaceae
Exons: 21
Coding region: 173-2314 (713 amino acids)
Biological process (GO): protein phosphorylation
Molecular function (GO): ATP binding; protein kinase activity
Source: RefSeq, a predicted model, not a curated record